AUUAUGGGUUAGUUUCCCCAAUUUGCCUAUGAAUUGCUGGAGUUGCAACUCUCUAGCCGCAUUGCUAGUGCUAUGGGAAAACCUAUAUAUACCUUUGAGUGUAACACCAAACAAACUACAAUAUCAUAUGGAAGGAUGUUGAUUAAGAAAAAUGUGACCAGACCUCUCCCACAAGUAAUUAUAGUGCAUAAUCCUAAUGGAAGACAAUUUGUGUAGGAAGUAUGCUUUGAUUGGAAGCUCGAAUUCUGCAAAAAUUGCUUCAAAAUAGGUCACGACUGUGACGUCUAUCCUCAUAUAAGACAAGAUGAUGUUACCUCAGAUUGUAGAGCCACAAUUUGAGCAACCAAAAAGAAAGAAGAGGCAUCUCAACAUUUGUCUUAUGGACAAAAAAAUUUAGUAUUUGCUAAAUAUGGUGUGUAUUGGUGCAACAUGCGAAAAUGGUGCAAAGUGCACCUUUUGAGCAAUCAAAAGAUCCAUUCACUUCAAUCCAUGAGAAAACAACAAGUUGAACUUCUUAUUGAGUCGCUUAAAAAUGAAGCUCGUGAUCGUGUAGUUGUUGAUCUUAGUGCAAAGGUUACGUCCUUGAAUGCUAACUUAACUUGCUUAAUGGUCUUUGGAAAGAAGUACAUGGAUGAGGACUUGGACAAGAGGGGAUUCAAAGAUCUUGUUCAAGAUAUUUUGCAUUUAGCACGUAUGCCAAAUCUUGGUGAUUUUCCCCCCUUCCUUGGUGCUAUUGAUCUCCAAGGUAUCACUCGCAAGCUCAAGGAUCUUUCAAAGGUGUUUGAUGAGUUCCUUGAGAAGAUUAUUGAUGAACACGUUCAUGCUCAUGAACAGAAGCAAAAUAAGGACUUUGUGGACACCAUGAUGGACAUAAUGCAAUCUGGAGAUGCAAAAUUUCAGUUUGACCGUCAUCACAUAAAAGCUAUCCUUUUUGACAUGCUUAUAGCUGCAGUGGACACUACAGCUUCAUCAACGGAAUGGAUACUCACCGAGCUUCUUAGGCACCCCCAUGUGACGAAGAAACUCCAAAAGGAGUUGCAAGAAGUGGUAGGCCUCGAUAGAAUGGUGGAAGAAUCCGACCUAGAGAAUUUAAAGUACUUAGACAUGGUUGUAAAAGAGGGCCUGAGGCUGCAUCCUGUAGCGCCAAUACUUCACCAUGAGUCCAUGGAAGACUGUGUAGUGGAUGGUUUCCACCUACAAAGGGGAUCCCGAAUGAUAGUAAAUUGUUACGCGAUUUAUAUGGAUCCAAAUGUUUGGCUGAGCCUGAGAAGUUUUUGCCCGUUGGGAGAAGUAUAGAUUUUCGUGGACGUGACUUCCAACUUGUACCAUUUGGCUCUGGGAGAAGAAGCUGCCCUAGGAUGCAGUUGGCAGUUACUGUUGUCCGCCUUGUGGUGGCACAAUUGGUGCACUGCUUUGAGUGGGAGCUUCCAAGUUGUAUCAGCCUUGUAAUUUAGACGUUGAUGAGCAGUUUGGGAUAGUAAUAUGCAGAGAAAAGCCUUUGCUGGCUAUUCCUACUUAUAGAUUAAAGAAAUGAUGCAAAUAGUAUUCACUGACAUAUGUGUAUGGUGAUUUAUCCC
Molecule: messenger RNA, 1577 nt
Organism: Solanum lycopersicum (tomato)
Lineage: Eukaryota; Viridiplantae; Streptophyta; Magnoliopsida; Solanales; Solanaceae
Source: RefSeq, a predicted model, not a curated record